Molecule: messenger RNA, 486 nt
Organism: Didymodactylos carnosus
Lineage: Eukaryota; Metazoa; Rotifera; Eurotatoria; Philodinida; Philodinidae
Source: the annotation of a GenBank genome assembly
AUGUGGUUCAGUAUUGGAAAGGAUGGCCCUCAAGGCGGAAUUUUGACACCGACGGUUUUUAUUACAUAUCAUGCUGAUAUGCCAGAUUUUCUUUCUUGGUGUUCUUCACACUUCUUUGCUGAUGACUUGACUGCGAUAUUAGCUGGUCAAAUUGGUGUAAAAUAUACACAACAAUGUUUAGAUCUUGAGAAAAAACUCAAAUUAUUUUUCGAUCAACUUGAAUACUAUUCUCGUCUUACAGUUCAACCUAUAAAUUAUUCUAAAACAGAAGGAAUUUGGAGUGCUAGAGCUAUAGGUUCAGCGCCAUUUGAAAUUGAAUCAGGAGAAAAUAAAAUAAAUUGGAUUAAAGAAUUUAAAUAUCUUGGAUAUUGGAUAAGUUCAAAGCUAGGAUGGGGUAAUAUGAUAAAAAGAUCGAUGUUAAAGAUUAGACAGAGAUUAGCAAUGAUUACUCAUUUAGAUUUUCUGGUAAAACGUCUGUUCCGCUAA